AGGGGCUCUAUCUGCCGCCGGAGAUGUGGAAAGCUACUCAACGUCCCAUUUCGACAACCUUUCGUGGACGACGUGUGUAAAGGGACAAAAUGGUACUCUGACCCAGAGAAAUUUGGAGUGCUAGGAUGACUUCUCGCUUGCCAACAAACGUAAAUAUUAUCGUAUCACGAGGGCGGCUUAUUUAUCUUCUUGGAGAAUACGCUUUUUAUCGGACGAGGGCGGUAUCGGCUCUUCUCCACAACUUCAAAAACCUACUACCCGAGCUCCAUCUCGGCAGCAUCACAUCUCUCGAACUAAUAUGCUAUGUCGAAUGUUUCACGGCCGUUGAAUCCCGGCCCGGGCACGAGUAUUGCUUGGAUCUCCCCAAUCGCCUUAUCGACAACUUCCCCAGUUUAAAAUCACUAAAACUAUUAGCACAAACAAGAGAGUCUCAAAUUGAUCUGGUGCUGAGUCCGUUUGACGGGGCACUUGGGCCAUUAGAUCGAAUUGUCGCACACUACGGAGCUGUCCGCCUGUCCUCCUGCUGGUUAUUAUUUCCAGGGUUAUUGCAAGCUCCGCAAUUGGUUGGGAGAUGACGUUAAACCGGUCUUGAAAAACCCCUGGAUCGGCAGUCCGACAGAAUUUUGGCGCUCCGUAGACGAUUCUAAACCAGAUGUUGGCUAUUGGAUUGGAGCCAUCGAUGAAACUCUCCCGAUAAGUAGGUUCAGAAUUGACGGUUCUCGUCGGACUACUUCAUACCUGCGGUACCAAACGCUAACGUCUAUAUGUAGAU
Molecule: messenger RNA, 772 nt
Organism: Eremomyces bilateralis CBS 781.70
Lineage: Eukaryota; Fungi; Ascomycota; Dothideomycetes; Eremomycetales; Eremomycetaceae
Exons: 2
Coding region: 126-575 (149 amino acids)
Source: RefSeq, a predicted model, not a curated record